Molecule: messenger RNA, 1989 nt
Organism: Vicia faba (fava bean)
Lineage: Eukaryota; Viridiplantae; Streptophyta; Magnoliopsida; Fabales; Fabaceae
Source: the annotation of a GenBank genome assembly
AUGUCUGAGAGGAGAUUGAACAUCAAUGCUCCUCUGAUGUCUGUGAGGCGAAAUUCAGCUACAUCGCCGUCGUUAACAGAAUCAAAGAAGAGGAUAUUAGAGAAAAGACAGAGUCUUGCGAGUUAUAAGUCCGAAAUGGCAUUGGAUCAGGUUACUGAGCCUGUUGCAGUGCCUUUCAAUUGGGAGCAUAUACCUGGAAGAUGCAAAGGGACUAGUACUGGAUCUGAAGUAGUUCAAAUUCCUCCUAAGAACACUAAAAUCGUGCCAAUUCCUCGGCUUCCUCCUGGAAAAUCUGUCAAAUCUGGAAAUUUCGUUAAACUAGAUUGUGAUAGAGAAAGAGAAGCUGACAAGAGAAUUGAGAGUAGAAGAUUUAGUGUUAAGGAGAAGGAGAAGAAGAAUGACUAUGAUGACAACGCCUAUUCGGACGCGGUUGAAACGCUAUCACAUUUAACAGAAUCGUUCUCUGUGAACUGCAGUGUGAGUGGAGUAAGUGGAUUGGAUCAUGAUAAUUUGGAUUCAAACAGGUUUGGAACUUUUUCUACUGAUCAACAAACAAGAGACUUCAUGAUGAACCGAUUCUUGCCAGCCGCGAAGGCUAUGACAUUACAGCCUUCUCAAUACUCUUCAAAGAAGCAAUCUGUACUAGUUGAACAGCAGCCCAGAGAUGUUAACAAAUUGAUUCAGAAUGCCAAGAAGCCGUUGGUGACCGAUAUUGUACCGUAUACUGGUAUACGUCAAGAGGAAGAAAGUGAAGAUGAAGAUCAAAAUGAAGGUGAUGUUUAUGAUACUGAUAAUUCUGAUAAUGUUUUGGGUAAAGGAUGUGGUUUGAUGCCGAAUUUACAGCUUAGAAAUUCGUUGUCCAUGUUAAAUCCUGUGGCUGGGAUGAAAAUGAAGAAUCAAGUUUCUUUGCCUUCUUCUGCUUGUGAGGUUGUGAAACCUAUCAAAAGAUCUCAUAUUAGAUCUUUUAGUCCAAUUCCAGCUGUGAAAAAGGCUUGGGAAGCAAUUCACAGAAACAAGUCAAGCACUGUAACUGCGACAUCGCCUGAUAUGCAAGAAAGAAAGAAGAGAUGGAGCAGUGAAUCAAACAGGUUUGCUUAUUCAGGUGAGUUGCUUCCAGAUAGACUCUCUCCGUUCCGGCGUUCACGAGCAGCUGCAGCAGGCAUAUCUCCUUGUAGAACUAAACCUCAAUCUCCUUUUCGUGGCGCAAAGUUGCCCGAGAUUGAAAACAAUAAAUCUGGUAAUUUGAAAUUCCACAGUACAGGACUAGUAAAAUCUCAAGGAGUUCCGAACCAAGGAGCGAAAAGAGGUUCAUAUUCCGGAAGUUUGGCAAUCGAAAAAACAUUGUACAUAGAUAAUUCAAGUACUGUCAAACUAUCAUCUUCGAAUUUAAGUUAUGUAGAUAACAAAAGGAGGAUCGAUGCUAUGACUGCAGAUUUCGACAAAAGAAGAGAGAAAGAAAGAAAUUCUAGCAUAGAAAAUUCUCAAGAUACAAAACAUGUACAAUCUUUGAGUUUGGAAGAAAAAGUCACAUUGGAUUAUGAAGUGUUAAGUUCUUUAGGUGGAAACUCUACAACUUUGUCCGGUAUGCUACACCAUAUAGCGAAAGAAUAUGAAGCCGAAGUAUUGACAACUGAUCAAUAUAUUAACCACGAACGCGUGUCAGUGCAACCUGUGCAACGCACAUUUGAUGAAGAUUGGGAUACUAACAGCAACAAGCAAAUUGUGUUAGCUAGUUCUCCUCUAGCACCACCAUUGCCAAAAUCUCCUUCCGAAUCUUGGCUUUGGCGUGCGUUGCCUAUAAAUUCGCUUAAGAAUUCUUUCAUACAUUCAAAUCAAGGGACAAAGUCUCAUGCUAAAAGGAAUGAUUCUGAUGCUGCAUCAAGCAAUGUCAAGUGGGAAACAAUAGUGAAAACAUCGAAUUUGCAUCAUGAUCAUAUCCGUUAUUCUCAGGAACUGCCAUCGCGUAAAUCUCAUCAUUCAAAAUCAUAA